Messenger RNA from Toxoplasma gondii ME49, 1005 nucleotides. RefSeq lists its product as hypothetical. Bases 218 to 739 code for a protein of 173 amino acids. Lineage: Eukaryota; Apicomplexa; Conoidasida; Eucoccidiorida; Sarcocystidae. The transcript has a single exon. The record is from RefSeq and is a predicted model, not a curated record.
AGGAAGAGCGAGAGGGAGAAGAGAGAGAAAGGAAGAAACUGCUGCUGAGGAAGGAGGCGGAUGUGUGUCAGACGGAGGGAGGGGCACAGUGUCGCGCGGCAAGAUUGGGCGAGACAGCGCGAAAGCCAAAGACAUGCCGCACUGUCGCGAGGAAACUCCGGAAGUGAGAGGCAAGAGAAAGGAACUGUCGAAACAGGUUCGAGUUUGAUAUGCGUGCAUGCGCUCGUUUUUUCCUCGCGAGAGGAGGUCUUCUCUUCUGGGACUCAGGCUCGGACUCACAGGCUACAGGGAAAAUGUGGAAAGAGAUCCAAGGGAAGAAACUAUUGAAAGGUUCAGGGAAUAUGAAAUGCCUUGCGUGGCUCGCUGGUGGGUUCGCGUCUCAUUUUCGUUCUUCGACUUCCGACUGCAUGCCUCCGACGCGUGCAUGGAUUUCCUGGAAAGCGCUCUGUCGCAUGGUGCGAGUUGCGGAGUUCCAGGGCACAACUGCGUUUCGUCUCGCGGCUUGGGAGACGUCGUGUCUCCUUCGGCCUCGCGCGAAGAUGCGGAGACGCCUUUCGGCUGGCGAAGAAGGCAUGCACCUUGUGUGUCUCGCACUUCGACACAGCGGAGAGCGGAAACUACGCAUGCGGCCUUGGAGCGAGAACCUAAACAUCUGGACGUUUUCCAGCCUGCGGGGAAGAACGCGGGAGAGCCAUGCAUGCAUCAACUGAGUGCUGAUGGGCACUCUGGGAUUUCCUAAAGGGACGGUUUAUGCGUUGGUGCAUGCGCCUGCGUGUGUGUCGGGGGAUACUUCGUCGUAUGAGCUGUCGUGACCCCUCUUUUAACAAGUGUGAAAUGCAGAAGGAGGGCGGAGGAGGCUCUUUGUCUCUCGUGUGAGUCGGCUGUGGUCCUCCAUGUAAGAAAGCGAGAGGAUCCUGCGUGUCGAAUCUCCUCACCGGUUUGUGCAAAAAGAUCAGAACUUCCUGGUCCAAGAAUCGGCCAGUUGUGUCUCAAUGUAAGGGAGAU